This is a messenger RNA of Bombyx mori (domestic silkworm), 3390 nucleotides long. RefSeq names its product neprilysin-4 (gene Nep4). The transcript is spliced from 13 exons. Gene Ontology annotation, cellular component: plasma membrane. The coding region runs from base 155 to 3364 and encodes 1069 amino acids. The record is from RefSeq and is a predicted model, not a curated record. Gene Ontology annotation, biological process: protein processing. NCBI's taxonomy places the organism in Eukaryota, Metazoa, Arthropoda, Insecta, Lepidoptera, Bombycidae. Gene Ontology annotation, molecular function: metalloendopeptidase activity.
CAGUCAAUAAUGUUAGCCCGUCAAACGAUUUGUCAAAUAGGUACUAAAGCUAAUUUAGUUUUUACUACCAUCGACAAGGUCGAUCCUGCAAUGAGCACGCAUACGAGAUUCGAGUUCUGAAUAUCUGUCACCGCAUCGUCAUUCAACUAGCACCAUGACUCGAGUUGACACGCGAAGUUCGCGAACUGUUUCGAUCAAAUCCAGUCCGAAAACUGCGAACUUUGGACGAUUUCUGUCUAUUAUCGCACUGACGAUAUUCGUGAGUGUCGUGUAUUUUGUUAUUAAGAUAUCUAGUGAUUCAUUAGGCGACCCGUCUGACCAGUUUGUUGUUAAAAGCAUUCCCGAUAUUUAUUCGAGAUACGAGGGUAUAGAUCCUGAAGAGAGAGAUGUGUUCGAAGGUUUCCGUACGUCGUUCUUGCCCGCAGAAGAAGUUAUCCUUUCGAAAGCGCAAUCGAAAAAUAAAAGAGAAGUUUAUGAUCUGAAUUUGACGAAUGAUAAUUUCUUUUGGGGUAGUUACGAAACUCAGAGAGAAACUUCGAGGAGACUAAAACGAAGGAGCCAGGCUGAUUCGCAAGAGUCCGAUGACAGUGUUGAGAACGAAACCGACGAGGAAUAUGACAUCCAGGCAACCACUGAUCAGUAUGGUGACGAAGAUGAUGAUGAUGAGACAAUUAAAAGCAUAGUUCCUCAGCAGACUCAUGUCGAUCGUGGCCCACUAGAGGAUGUGGUUGAACAGGUUAGAGGUCAACCGGAACUCGAAGAGGAAGAAAUGGGUGUUUCUGCACACGUUUAUAAACCUGUCAAAUCGUAUACUGGUAUUCAUGCCUUUUGGAAAGGUCAAGGCGAUAGGGAAACUAUACGAAGUACACAAUCAAAUAUAAUGAGGCAGUACAUGGACGCCGAGGCGGAUCCAUGUCACGACUUUUACCAGUAUGCCUGUGGGAAUUGGGCUGCUUUAAAUCCAAUACCAGCAGAUAAAGCAGGGUCAGACACGUUUGAAAUGCUUCGCGAGAAUUUAGACACCGUCUUAAAAGAACUAUUGGAAUUUAAGCCGAAUGAAGACGUGCGUAGCGUUUAUCCGGGUUCAAAUUUAGACCCACACUAUACUUUUGUGGAUUGUACUGAUAAUAGUGAAGAAGAAAAAACUUUUAAUCAUAGGGAUCAAGUUUUUGAUACAGAUACCCAAACAAAAAUGAUUACUAAUGGCACGAUAAAUGAGUAUCGCUAUAUUGUAAAUACACAAAAUGAAAAUACUGAAAUCGUAAAACGUUUGAGAAGAUACUUAAAUUCAAAAUCGAAAACAACAUUGAAGCCAUUAUCGAAAGACAUCAUAAAAAAUCACUCCAAAAAAGUAAAGGUUAAACAAAAGAAACAGAGUCAUUCAGACAGAGAAUUAAGAAAAAGGACAUCGAACUUCAAGUUGGAUGAGCCGAGACACCUGAGACUCCAAAGAAAGCUACAAACAUUCAAUCGAUUAUCAAAAAGACGUGAUAAAAGGGCACUUAUGCUCAAAAAAGUUGAGAGAACUCAGGGAAUUAUUAAAAAUAAUGAACCCGCAAAUCACGAUGCUGUUUUAAAGGCCAGAUUUCUGUUUAAGUCUUGCAUGAACUACGAUAUUUUAAAGAAACGUGGACACCAGCCACUCAUAGAUUUAUUGGACUUACUUGGUGGUUGGCCUUUGCUGAAUCCAUAUUGGAAUAGUUCUAAUUUCGAUUGGUUGGAACUGAUGGCAAAAUUGAGACUGUUUAAUAAUGACAUUUUGAUAUCAGAAUGGGUUGGUCCCGACAUAAAAAAUUCUGACGAAUUUGUCAUACAAUUUGACCAAGCAAGCCUAGGUCUACCAACGAGAGACUACUUUCUUCAAGAGGCCAAUAAAGCUUAUUUGAAAGCAUACGAAAAAUAUUUGACGACAGUUGCUUUAUUGUUGGGCGGGGAAAGAAAGCACGUAAAAGAAAAUGUGGAUCAACUUUUAAAUUUUGAAAUAAAAUUAGCAAAGAUAACAUCCGGUCCAGAGGAUAGGAAGAACGUGUCCGAGCUAUAUCGGCGUAUGACUCUUAAGAAACUCGAGGAGUUAGUGCCUCAAGUGGAGUGGAGAAGGUACUUGUGUAUCGUGAUGAAUAGAACUGUGCAUUCUGGCGAGACCGUCGUGUUGUUCGCACUUAGUUACGUUAGGCAUUUAGUUCAAUUGAUAGAGGAGACUGACCCGAGCACGCUAUCAAAUUACCUGCUCUGGAGAUUCGUAAGGCACAGAAUCAACAAUCUAGACGACAGAUUCCAGUCCGCUAAGCAACAAUUUUACUUCACGUUAUUUGGUCGCGAAGAAGCGCCAUCCCGAUGGAAGAACUGCGUUUCUCAGGUCAACUCUAACAUGGGAAUGGCCCUUGGAUCCAUGUUCGUGAAAAAGUACUUCGACGAGAUGAGCAAAAAUGAUACUCUGACGAUGACGAGAGAAAUACAGUUGUCGUUCAAAGAACUGUUGCAUUUGACCGAUUGGAUAGACGAGAAGACAAAGAAAUUAGCUGCUCAUAAAGUGGACGCUAUGUUGCUGAGGAUCGGAUACCCGGAUUUCAUAUUAAACAAGAAUGAACUAGACGAUAGGUAUAAGGAAGUGACCGUGCAUCCUGACAAAUAUUUUGAGAAUAUUCUAAAUAUACUGCAGCAUCUGACGAAGAUGGAACAGUCGCGUAUCGGACAACCGGUAAACAAGACGCUAUGGAAUACCGCACCGGCCGUUGUGAACGCGUACUACAGUCGCAACAAGAACCAAAUAAUGUUCCCGGCGGGAAUACUUCAGCCCCCGUUCUACCAUAGGCACUUCCCUAGGUCGCUGAAUUACGGAGGGAUCGGCGUUGUUAUCGGUCACGAAAUAACCCACGGCUUCGACGACAAAGGUCGACUGUUCGAUUGCGACGGUAACCUGCACAGGUGGUGGUCGGAUUCAGCCAUCGAAUCUUUUCACAGCCGAGCACAAUGCCUCAUUGAUCAAUAUAGUCAUUAUGUCGUGCCCGAAGUCAAUAUGAAACUCGACGGAGUUAAUACACAAGGUGAGAACAUAGCGGACAAUGGCGGUGUCAAACAAGCGUUCCGUGCCUAUUUGCGUUGGGUGAAGCGACACGGCACAGAUGGAGAAACUUUACCGGGCUUAAACCAUACGCACACGCAGCUAUUCUUCUUGAAUUUCGCUCAAGUUUGGUGCGGAGCUAUGCGACCUGAAGCGAUACGUAGCAAGCUGAAGACGGCCGUUCACUCGCCGGGGCGCUUUCGUGUCAUCGGAACUUUAUCAAAUUCCCAUGACUUCGCUAGGGAGUUCAAUUGUCCGCCUGGUUCGCUCAUGAACCCAAAACAGAAGUGCACUGUUUGGUGACGUUAAUAAAGUGCAUUAUCGUUUAA